AUGAGUUCAAGAGUGUUAAAGAAAUUACAAAAUGACGAUGCACUAUUAGAUUCAAUUCUAUCUAGUCAUGAAGCUAAAGAGAAUCAUAUUUCAAAAGAGAAUGUAAAUAAAAAUUCAUUAAAUAAGAAACCGAACUUCAAUAAUUUCAUGUCCUUGAUGGAUGAUGAAGAAAAUGAAGAUAACGCUGAUGAGUCAGGAAAUGAUGAAGAUGAGGAGGGAUUGAUUAAAGAUAAAGAAAUUAAUAACAUUAAUUCAACUGAAGAUGAGUUAACACCAGUUAAAAAGUUUUCUUUACCUACUAAAUCACAAAAGAAGAAUUUGAAGAAAAAAAAGAAAGCAAAGAAAUUAAAGAAAAAUAUUAACCAGGAUAAAGAUGAAGAAGAUGAAGAAAAAAUUAACGAAGAAGAUUCUGAUUUUGAUGAUAUGUUGAGACAAUUUCAAAAACAAGAUAUAUUAAAAUAUGGAAAUAUUUCAAAUCCAAUUAAUAGACAAGAUUCUGAUGGAGAUGAAUUUUUCUCUAUGUCUGAAACUGAAGAUCCAGACCAUGAUGAAGAUUCACUAUUUAAUGAUCUGUAUGAUGAUCCCGGCUUUUCUAAAUUUAAACCUCAGAAUAUUAAAAGAUGCAGUAAAUUCUUUAACGAUGAUUUCAAACUAUUAGAUCCACAUACUGAAUUCAAAUUAUUAUUUGAUGAUUUAUCACCCGAAGCAUUAGAAGAUAUCGAUUCACUAUCAUCUACUUCCAUUUCGCCACAACAAUUAAAACAAAUCCAACGUCUACGAAGAUUAGUAAGAAAUUGGGAUGGUAAAGAUCAUAGAAAUGUUCCGAAUGGUCCAGGUGGUAGUACCCAUAAAUUACAAUUUACUAAAAUUAGACAAGAUUGGCUUCCUACUCAAAGAGGAGAAGUAUGCAUGUCUGCAUUAUCAGACAAUGAAAUUAGAGAUUGGCAAUUAUGGCAAAGACCAUCUGAUUGGAAAGAAGUUAUUGAAGAAGAUAUGAAAAUAUGGAAAAAAUAUGUUACUUACUAUAAAUUCACUCCUUUAAACGAGGAAUUGAAUAAGAAAUCUAUGACAGAGUUUUAUUUAUCUGUUGUAUUACAUCCUGAUCACGAAGCCCUUACAAAUUUAAUCUUUUCACAGUUUCCUUAUUAUGUUCCAGGCCUUUUACAAGUUAGUUUAAUACUUAUUAGACAAGGUGAUAAAUCAAAUACAAACGGCCUUUUACAAAGAGCUUUAUUUGUAUUUGAUCGUGCAUUAAAGAUGAGUAUUAAAUUUGAUGGGCUAGCUUGUCAAUUACCAUACACAUAUUUCUUUAAUAGACAAUUUUAUUUGGCCAUUUUCAGAUAUAUUUCUUCUUUAGCUCAACGAGGUGCUGUAGGAACUGCAGCUGCAUGGUGUAAGGCAUUAUGGUCAUUUAGUCCAUUGGAAGAUCCUUUAGGUGUCCGUUAUUUUAUUGAUCAUUACUUACUUUUGAAUAAAGAAUAUAAUUAUUUAAUCGAAUUAUCCAAAUCUCCAUUAGUUGAUACAUACUCUCAAUGGUUUACAUUAGGAUUAUCAUUGAGUACUGUUUUAAGUUUUUUGAGUAUCGAUGAACCGGAAUUGGCAAAAAAUGCAUUAAGAAAAGCUUUUAAAUAUAACAGCGUGGCAUUAGCUUAUUUAUUUGUUGAGACUCUAGCAGGUGAGAGAUCACUAAUUAAAGGGUUAAACAUCGAUGAAGACCUAGCAUCCAAGAUCGAAACUAAGGCUUAUAUGACAAGAUUUCCACAACUAUGGACUUCUCCAAAUGAUAUUGCAUUCUUAAAUGCUGAAUUGAAAAAAUUACUAAGAGAAUAUCAAGAUAAUAAAUUUCAAAUUUCAAUUGUUCAACAUAACUAUAAUUCUGAUGAAGAUAGUAUUGACUCACAUUUUUUCAUUAAAGAUAUCCCAAUCAAUUUAUUAAGAUUUGCUAUUUUAUCUGGUGAAUCUUCAAUAAUGGGAUCUAUUCCAGAGGAAAUUUGGUCUGAUUACAAAGUCUUCGAAUUUGAUGUAUUACCUCCAUGCCAAACUACAAGAGAAUCUAAAGAUGCUUUAGAAUCAAUUGAAACAUAUAUUGAUGAGAAGCAUCUUGUUGAAUCUCAAAUGGCUAGAGCUCAAGAUGAAAAUCUUUUGAAUCAAAUUAGACAAUUGUCACUGGAACAAUUUCUCGAUGAAAAUCCAAAUGCGGGUUUGGAAUAA
Henningerozyma blattae CBS 6284 is the source of this 2211-nucleotide messenger RNA. It is a transcript of the gene RQC1, whose product is annotated as Rqc1p. The coding region runs from base 1 to 2211 and encodes 736 amino acids. Gene Ontology annotation, cellular component: RQC complex. The record is from RefSeq and is a predicted model, not a curated record. Gene Ontology annotation, biological process: rescue of stalled cytosolic ribosome; ribosome-associated ubiquitin-dependent protein catabolic process. The transcript has a single exon. Lineage: Eukaryota; Fungi; Ascomycota; Saccharomycetes; Saccharomycetales; Saccharomycetaceae.